UCUCACUCUUCUUCUACACCUUUUUGCUUCCGCUUUCCCCCAAUAAAUGUCGCUUCUUCGAUUUAUCACCAGUACUCUCUACUAAUUAACGAGCCUGGUCAUUGUUUUGGCUUGCAACCCUUUUAUUGUUUUCAAAACAUCACUUGGUAAUUUCCCACACGAAACCUCCUUUUUCUUAUUGGUGGAUUCCUACUUUUUUAUUAUUUCAAUAUUCUGCUGUCAUUUAUGGUUGGGUGGAUGAACGACUCCGGGCGGAGAAAACGUAGCUGCGAUUCAAGUUUUUUGUUUUUUACUCUGUUCUCCCUUGCGCUUUGACAUGUGCUGCUUGGAAACUCAGAAUAUAAAAUGGGUCUGCUUUAAUUCCUUCCUUAACUCUGUUCAUAUUACUAAAAUUUAGGGAGGUGGAAGUUUCGUUUCUUUGGUCGCAAAUUCUGGAAAGGAAGACCAAAUAUUAGCUGAGUGUUGGUCAAGCAAUAUCUACCAAUAAGAUUUGAUUGUCGCUGCGUCUUCUGAUACAGAAACUUGUGGUCAAAAGAAAACAAAAGAAUCAGUAGUUGGGCUCGCAGAAAGCGAAAGUUCUUACACCAGGCUAUAUAAUCAGUAGGUAAAUCAUGGAUUAGAUGCCAAAAACAAAAAAAAGCACCGUCGAAUUCAGUUCUUGCUUGUUAUACUUAAAUCCCUUGUGUUAGAUCCUGGUGGGAAGCAUAAUGGGAGUGAUCCGUCAUGCAUACUCUAAUGGAUCUGUCCAGAAUUGUAAUGGUUUGGAAGAGAAACUCGAUGAUCUUCGAGCGCUUCUUGGGAAAGCUAAUGGCGAUCCUUUGCGAAUUGUGAGCGUUGGUGCCGGUGCUUGGGGAAGUGUUUUCGCUGCUCUGCUUCAGGAUACGUACGGCCAAUUCAGGGAUAAGGUACAAAUCAGGAUAUGGAGAAGAGCGGGAAGAGCAGUGGAUAGAGCCACAGCAGAGCAUCUGUUUGAGGUCAUAAACUCGAGGGAAGAUGUGCUGAGGAGGCUGAUUCGACGAUGUGCUUAUCUGAAAUAUGUUGAGGCAAGACUUGGGGAUAGGACUCUUCUUGCCGAUGAGAUUUUGAAGGAUGGGUUUUGCUUGAACAUGAUCGAUACGCCACUUUGUCCCUUGAAGGUGGUCACCAACUUGCAGGAAGCUGUUUGGGAUGCUGAUAUAGUCGUCAAUGGCUUGCCUUCCACUGAAACCAGGGAGAUUUUUGAAGAGAUUAGUAAGUACUGGAAGGAGAGAAUCACAAUGCCUAUUAUAAUCUCUUUAGCUAAGGGCAUAGAAGCAGCUUUGGAGCCUUUUCCCCAUAUUAUAACUCCUACAAAAAUGAUUAAUCAAGCAACUGGAGUGCCUAUGGAGAACAUACUUUAUCUUGGUGGUCCAAACAUCGCCUCAGAAAUCUAUAACAAAGAGUAUGCCAAUGCUCGAAUAUGCGGAGCUGAGAAGUGGAGGAAACCUCUUGCAAAGUUCCUACGACAACCUCAAUUCAUUGUCUGGGACAACAGUGACCUCGUCACACAUGAGGUCAUGGGUGGCUUGAAAAAUGUCUAUGCAAUCGGAGCUGGUAAAUUAAGCAUCAAACUAGUCUUUCUAGCUUUUCAACUGAUGUCAAGCUUGCAGAUCAGUGCUUACACUACCACCACUCGGUUUCUGAUUGACCCUUUGAUGUUGUCAGGAAUGGUAGCAGCACUUACCAACGAGAGUGCCACCAGCAAAUCUGUGUACUUCGCACAUUGCACGUCAGAGAUGAUAUUCAUCACUCACUUGUUGGCUGAAGAACCGGAGAAACUAGCAGGGCCAUUGUUGGCCGACACAUAUGUAACCUUGUUAAAGGGUCGCAAUGCCUGGUACGGUCAAAUGUUGGCCAAGGGUGAACUCCGACCUGACAUGGGAGACAGCAUUACUGGCAAAGGAAUGAUUCAGGGUGUAUCAGCAGUAGAAGCAUUCUUUCAACUUUUGAGUCAGUCAAGCCUGAACGUGUUGCAUCCUGAAGAAAACAAGCCCGUUGCUCCGGUGGAGCUCUGCCCUAUCUUAAAAACACUGCAUAAAAUACUGAUAUUGAGGGAAGAGUCAUCACAAGCAAUUCUGGAAGCUCUGAGGGAUGAGAAUCUAAAUGAUCCCCGUGAACGGAUUGAGAUUGCACAGAGCCAUGAUUUCUACAGGCCUUCUCUGCUAGGGCAACCUUGACUAUCAUACAGCAACUUCAUGAUGAUUUUGCAUCGCAAUAUUGUUAUUGCCCUACAUGUUGUCAGAGUAUAUUCCACUCGGAAAUUGUACUGAUCAUAGCUUCAAAAAACGCUGCUUGUUUGGCAUGAUAUAUUAGGCAGGAUAUGAUCUCGUCAAAACUUACCUCCAGGCUCUAGGACGGUGUAUCGUUACGCCGAAACGGAUUUUUUUAACAUUGUUAAAAAUGAAUAAUAACGUUGUUAAAAAUAAGAGCAGUGGUGGAGACUCUGUCAGAAGAUGAAUUGGUGUUCAAUAUCUUUUCUCAACGCGAUUAAGAUGAAUUGGUUUGGAUUCAUUUGUACUUUUUAGUUAUCCUACUGGACCACCCAAAUUUAUCAAUUAUGAUAUAUAAUUCAAUCAAA
Prosopis cineraria is the source of this 2596-nucleotide messenger RNA. Its product is annotated as glycerol-3-phosphate dehydrogenase [NAD(+)] GPDHC1, cytosolic. The record is from RefSeq and is a predicted model, not a curated record. Gene Ontology annotation, cellular component: cytosol; glycerol-3-phosphate dehydrogenase (FAD) complex. Gene Ontology annotation, biological process: carbohydrate metabolic process; glycerol-3-phosphate catabolic process. The coding region runs from base 708 to 2195 and encodes 495 amino acids. The transcript has 4 exons. Lineage: Eukaryota; Viridiplantae; Streptophyta; Magnoliopsida; Fabales; Fabaceae. Gene Ontology annotation, molecular function: NAD binding; glycerol-3-phosphate dehydrogenase [NAD(P)+] activity.